Molecule: messenger RNA, 1035 nt
Organism: Microthlaspi erraticum
Lineage: Eukaryota; Viridiplantae; Streptophyta; Magnoliopsida; Brassicales; Brassicaceae
Source: the annotation of a GenBank genome assembly
AUGGUUUUGUCGAAACGAUGGAAGUUUCUUUGGACGUUUGUGCCAAGACUUGAAUAUGAUCAUGCUGGGUAUGAAGAUGGUGAGGACUGGAUAUUCUCGCGGUUUUUUUACAGUUCCUUGCUGUUACACGAAGCUCCAGUCCUAGAAAGUUUGUCUUUUAUGCUUCAUCCAAAAACGGGUGGAAUAGAUAUUGGAGUAUGUGUUAGAACCGCUAUUAAACGCAGCGUGCGUAAGCUGCAUAUUGUGAUAGAUGAUUGCUCUGAUGAAACUAUCCAUCCUGCAGUGAUACUUCCGAGUAGCUUGUAUACAGGUUGUAGGAUGCUUGUGACUUUGGGACUAAGUAAUCUGGAUCUUAUGGAUUCGUCUUCCACGGUUUGCUUCCCAUCCCUCAAAACUUUGGCCCUUACGUGGAUAAACUACCCAAAUAGCGGAUUUGUCCCAAUGUUUUUAUCUGGCUGUCCUGUUCUUGAAAACUUGUUCGUGCAACGAUGCUUCGGUGACAAUGGGGGCCUGUUCGUAAUUAAGAUGGCCUGUUUGAAGGUGUUAUCAUACCGUAAAAUAUCGGACUUCGAUGCUGACGGGUUUUGGAUAGAUGCUCCUUCUUUGGAACUCUUGAAUGUUGACGAUCAGAAACUAGUGGGGUCCAUCGCAAGCAUGAAUCCGAUGCCGUCCUGGAACGAACCGAGUGAUGUUCCUCGAUGUUUACUGUCAAGUCUCGAAACUUUUGAAUGGUCACAAUACGAAGGAAGAGAAGACGAUAUCCAAGUUGCGAGAUUCAUCUUAAGAAACUCUGCUCGUCUAAAGACAGCAGCUUUCAACCCUAAAUCCACUGAUCCUGAAGAGAAGCUUGAGAUACUAACAAAAUUGUCAAUGACUCUAAGAAGUUCUACAACAUGUCAGCUUAACUUCGGUCUUGGGACUUCAACCAGUGUUCAAGAGGGGACGACGGAGUCUUUGUGGCGCUUAGAGUUUCCCGUGCGUCGUUCAGAAAAGGAGACGUUUCUUAUGGCGCACGUCUCCUACGAAACUAAAUAA